AUGGCCAUGAACCACACGUUUCCCAAUCGAGGAAGUAGCAUUCCGUAUACUUUCAAUCCGGGGAGCAAUGCGACAAUCGACAUAGGCAGCGUACCUGAAGUGGGUAGUACCACGAAGGAUAGGUUGGUCGUCGGUGUAGACUUUGGAACCACCUACAGCGGUGUGGCUGCCGUUUACAGUGCGACCCCUGACGACAUUGACAUCAUCAAGACGUGGCCUGGCGGGAACGGUAUCACGUCCGACAAAGUCCCCACCGAAAUCGGUUACAGCGAACCAUCCCCCCGUAACGGCUCGGUCUCCUCGCUCGAUGCGCCCGCCAAACCUACGCAGAACAUAAAAUGGGGGUUCCAGUUCAAGCCCGAGGAGACGCGUCUCCGGUGUAUAAAGCUGUUCCUCGACAGGAAUCAGAAGCUACCGCAUUUCGUAUCGCCGCUUGAAACCGCCGCGCAAUUGCGCAAGUUCGAAAAGACGGUCAUGGAAGCGGUCUCGGACUAUCUGUCGCAGAUAUACAAACAUACAAUGGAGACCUUGACAAAGAGAUACGGAGAGACAUUCAUCAGCUUGACCAAGGUUGAGUUUGUCUUGACAGUACCUGCUGUGUGGUCAGACUCUGCAAAGGAUGCGACGUUGAAGGCUGCGGAGAAAGCUGGUAUGGGCAACAGGCACGAGCUGAAGCUUAUAUCAGAACCGGAGGCUGCGGCGGUAUAUACUCUAAAGGCGAUACAACCGAAUCAUCUGAAGAUCGGCGACAACUUCGUCGUUUGCGAUGCUGGUGGUGGCACCGUUGACUUGAUAGCCUACAAGAUCACCCAGCUGCAUCCUCUUCGCGUCGAGGAAUCAGCAGUUGGGACUGGCGGCCUUUGCGGGUCGACGUUCAUCAACUAUCGUUUCGAAGAACAUGUCAAGCAGCGUAUUGGUGCAGAACGCUAUAACUGA
Messenger RNA from Alternaria ethzedia, 936 nucleotides. RefSeq lists its product as uncharacterized. The record is from RefSeq and is a predicted model, not a curated record. The coding region runs from base 1 to 936 and encodes 311 amino acids. Lineage: Eukaryota; Fungi; Ascomycota; Dothideomycetes; Pleosporales; Pleosporaceae. The transcript has 3 exons. Gene Ontology annotation, molecular function: ATP binding; ATP-dependent protein folding chaperone.